Molecule: messenger RNA, 1494 nt
Organism: Colletotrichum spaethianum
Lineage: Eukaryota; Fungi; Ascomycota; Sordariomycetes; Glomerellales; Glomerellaceae
Product: heterokaryon incompatibility protein 6, OR allele
Exons: 2
Coding region: 1-1494 (497 amino acids)
Source: RefSeq, a predicted model, not a curated record
AUGGACCAAUCUGUCGCAUAUGAAGCAUUGUCGUACGUUUGGGGCGAUACGAAGACCUACAACUCCAUCAUGAUCAACGAAAAGCCGUUCCUGAUUCGAGAAAGUCUGUAUUAUGCGCUUGUGGCACUGAGGAGCGUGUCCGAGCGUAAGGUCCUUUGGGUGGAUGCGAUUUGUAUCAAUCAGGGCAGCGUCGCCGAACGGAACCUUCAGGUCCGGCAAAUGAACCGCAUCUACGCCGAUGCCAAAGUCGUGGCAGCUUGGCUUGGGGAGCCGACACUAGCUUCCGACCGCGGGAUCAACUUUCUACGAGGAUUCAAAAAUAUUUCCCCAGACGGGUGGGGACUCCGAGACACGGAACGCAAAUCGAUCGAAGGAUACAGGCGCUUGUAUAGCCCUAUCAUAGCUAGUCUUGGAGACGGUAUAUCGGAAUCAGGUCUGCACGAGGCCCUGCAGCUCCUGCAAAGGCCGUGGUGGACCCGAAUGUGGACUUUGCAGGAAAGCGUCCUGUGUCGCAACGUACUGUGCUGGUGUGGUCAAGAUUCGUUGCCCGUCUCCUGUUUUUGGGAGUUUACAUGGUUCAUUUUUCUCUCAACCAACUACGGCGCCUGGACCGGACCGACCAUCGAUGCUUCUCUCCCCUUCCGAACGACAAUGUGGAUCGGGAGGCUCGGAUGGAUGAUUGCCAGGGAAGGCAAAAUAAGCUUACUCGUAGCAGUGAAUGUCUCAUGGAAUAGGGCGGCGACGGACCCAAAAGACAAGAUCAUCGGACUUCUUGGUCUGAUUGAUCAGUCUUCGGGCCUGGUCGCAGAGUAUGGUUGGCCGGUGGACAAGGUCUAUCGAAAGGCCUUCGCCGCUGUUCUAAGGGAAGCGAAAGACAUAAACCCCUUGGGCCUCAUCAAAGAGCUGCCGGAAAAUAGAAAUCCCAGACUCCCGUCGUGGGUUCCUGAUUUCGAGAUACACUCCGGACAUGGGGGCGAUGACUUUGAUUCGUUGUCGAAACCAAUCUGGGCCAGAACAAGAAGGUGUUACAGCGCGUCUUUGGCGGCAGUGAAGAAUCACCUGCAGUUCGAAACCAAGGCCGACGACUCAAUUCUCGUUGUGGAAGGAAUGGAGUUCGACAGAGUCAAAAUCAUUGGCGGCAAAGCUCCAGGAUGGGAUUUGGGUAACCCCACUCAAGCAGUAAAUGGGCCAUGGAGAGAGGCGAUGCGGAAAUGCCUGAGUCAGUGGCGCACAAUGAUCGCGUCAGAGGAAGGAGACUAUCUAACCGGCGAGUCUCCAGUGAACGCGUUCUGGAGAACUGUCUUGGUUGACCUCAAGCAAGGAAGUGCUGUUGGAUAUGAUCGCCUCGAACCUCACGAUUUGAAGUCGUUGCUGGGACUAGAAACCGACCAAGGAAUAGACGACUUGUUUUAUGUACAUGGCGCGAUGGACGGCGAGAUCGCUAGAGCCGCUGCAUUCGAGAACCUUCCUUGCCAGAAGUUCGAAAUCGAGUAA